Messenger RNA from Myotis myotis, 1068 nucleotides. RefSeq names its product parathyroid hormone 2 (gene PTH2). The transcript has 2 exons. Gene Ontology annotation, cellular component: extracellular region. The coding region runs from base 742 to 1038 and encodes 98 amino acids. Lineage: Eukaryota; Metazoa; Chordata; Mammalia; Chiroptera; Vespertilionidae. The record is from RefSeq and is a predicted model, not a curated record. Gene Ontology annotation, biological process: neuropeptide signaling pathway.
ACCCCACCACACAAGCCUUUGUCUCUCUCCCCUCUCCCCUUCCCUAUCUCACACUCUCUGAUUCUCUGCCUGCCGGGGCUUAUCUCUGGGCAUUUCUGUCCAGCUGGCUGUCCUUCCAUUUCCUUCUGUCUUUCCCAGAGCCUUUCCCUCCUCUCUAGCUGGCCCUCUUUGUCAAUUUCCUUUUCUCUCUUCCUCUUUUUUUUUUCCUUCUGUCACAGUCUCUGUCCUUCUCAUGGUUACUUCACCUCUUUGUGUCUCUGCUUCUCCCCAUCAGUUCCUCCGUGUGGCUUUUCCAGUGUCUCUCUCUCUCUCUGUGUGUCUCUGGCUUCUGCUCUGAUGGUCCCUCUGCCCGUCUCUAUUUUUAUCCCUCUGACACACCCCCUGCGUCCACCUCUCUGUCUGUCCGUCUCUCCCCCUCCCGCGUCUGCUCAGGACCCAGCUCCUGGUCCCAAUUAGUUGAUCGCCGCCAAGGCAGCGGCGGGCCCCCCACCCCCAGCUCCUCAUUACAGCCGGCGGCUCCUAAUGAGCCUGGGGGGAGGCUGACCCCACGCCCCCGGCCCCUGGUCUGCGUCACUGCCCGCUGCGGGGGCUGCGGGAGGGAUAUAAGGGGGCUGCCUGCUCGCUGCCCAAGUCCACUGCGCGGUAGGGGCCCUGGGACCUGGCUGCUGGGGGUGGGUAAACUCUGGGGCUCGGGGCCAGGCCACCGGCCUCACGGAGCCCUUCCCUGUCUCUCCGCAGGUGAUGGAGCCUCGCCAGGUGCCCCGGAGCUCCCGGGCGCGGCUCCUGCUGCUGCUCCUGCUGCUGGUCCCCUGGGGCGUGCGCACUGCCGCAGGCGUCGCCCUGCCCCCCGCCGGGGUCUUCAGCCUCCGCACCCCGGGCGGAACCUGGGCGGCCCGGGCCAGCCCCCCGUCGCGGCGGAGCCUGGCCCUGGCAGACGACGCGGCCUUCCGGGAGCGCGCGCGGAUGCUGGCCGCCCUGGAGCGCCGCCGCUGGCUGAACUCGUACAUGCACAAGCUGCUGGUGCUGGACGCGCGCUGAGCGCCCGCGGGCGUGUUAAUAAAGACCCUG